This is a messenger RNA of Salarias fasciatus (jewelled blenny), 2352 nucleotides long. RefSeq lists its product as uncharacterized. The record is from RefSeq and is a predicted model, not a curated record. The transcript is spliced from 12 exons. Bases 151 to 1623 code for a protein of 490 amino acids. NCBI's taxonomy places the organism in Eukaryota, Metazoa, Chordata, Actinopteri, Blenniiformes, Blenniidae.
ACGGAGGAGAGGAGGACAGUAGAGGAGAAGAAGACAGAGGGGAGAAAGGAGGAGAGAGAAGAAGAGGAGGAGAGAGGGAGAAAGAAGAGUGGGGAAGUGGAAGAAAUGGAUUUUAUGUUCCCUGAGCUGCACGAGCCUCUGUAAGACAACAUGGGCUGUAUUGGAUCCCGGACGAUCACAGCGGAUGCGGUGCCUGUGCGGAAAGAUGGGGAUCAGGUAAAAAGCAGACUGAAAGAACAGCGGAGAAUAACUCCGGCAGUGUGUGUGCUGUCUCAGUCUGGAAACAUCACCGGGGAGCAUGGCCGUACCGAGUUUUCCUGGGAAGGAAUCAAUCUGUCCAUGGAGGACAUGACUUCCAUUCUGCCUCGCCUGAAGAGGAAGUCCGCUAACACCUAUGGGAUCGGUGCCCUGGCUAAGUCCUCUCUGUCAGGUGUGUCAGGCGUGACUCGCUCCAUGAAGGACAAGGUGACCAAGCCCACCGCCAUGGCCCAGGGUCGCGUCGCACACAUGAUCGAGUGGCAGAGCUGGGGCAAGCCGUCGGCGGGGCCGAUGGGCAGCGCCGGGCACACCAACCUGCAGAGGGAAAAGGAGAGGAGGAUGGAGAACGACGCGUACAGCGACCUGAGCGACGGCGAGAAGGAGGCGCGCUUUGCUGCAGGCAUCAUGCAGCAGUUUGCAAUUUCUGAAGCAACCCUGUUUGGCUGGAACUCGAUGGACGGGGAGAGUAUGGGCGCCGGCUCCAACCAGGGCAGCGUGGCUCACCUGAGCGAGGUCAACCAGGAGAGCAUCACCAGCAGAGACCAGGUGCUCCACCACUCCUCUGCGGAUGUCUGGCCUCACACCUACGUCUCACAGGGCCUGUACUGCCUGUCGUCCUCCGACGCCUGGGACCCCAUCACCAGCCAGCCGUCGGGCGUGGCCUCGCCCGCCGCAGGCUCCUACAUCAUGGCUGCAGGUGGCAGCAGCGGCGCGGGGGGUACACCCGGCGAGGGCUACGAGGGGACGGUAGGAGGUUACUUUCAGCAGCAUCAUCUCGCCCUACAGCAGCAGAGUCAACUCCAGCAGCUCCAACAGCUCCAUCACUACCAGCAGCAACAGCUCCUGCAGUACCAACAACAGACGUUCGACCCCAGGCUACACAGUGCCUCCCAUUCUCUCCAAGCCACCCCCAACAGCACCAUCCACAGCCUGGGCCCCCCCACUCACCCCCGGCUGGCCGACCUGUGGGGAGCGGCGCAGGUUGAGGCGCACCAGGUCGAGAUCGUCGGGCAGCUGAGCGCACAGAUGGCGGAGAUGGUCGGAGGCGUGGUGGAGACGGUGGGCGAGGUGCCGGAGCCCGAGUCCGAAGGCAUCCCUGAGCAGCACGAAGAGGAAGAGGAGGAGUUGACGAAGGUAGAAGAGGUCACAUUAACUCUGGAGCCCGAGCCGUGCUCUCUGACCCCGUCCCCUCUGAAGGAAGACGCCCCCUCGACCAGAGGCUCCAGUCCGGGACUGCCGGCGCCGACGGGCGAGGCCGUGGCGGAGAGGAUACCGUUCGACGUCACGCCCUGCGCCGUACGGUCGUUGGAAGAGAAGGAGGAGGAGGCGGAGGACGGCUCCGUCGUCGUAGUCGCCACCAAUUGAAUCGUGCGAUUACAAAAACCCUCUGACAAUAACGGGAAACGAAUACUCCAAUAAUCAAUCCAGUUAUUAUCCCGAACCCUCCCUCUCCCAAAUAUUUACCGACUCUGAGGCCCAGGAACGCCGGACGACUCGUUCAGAUGGAAACAUGGGAUGAAAUGUACACAAACUAAAUGCCAAGAAGCUCUUCUAACCCCAGAUUUAGGAUGGGAGACGUGGAAUAUAACUUGUGAAUAUGAACCAAUGACAUUCAAGGAGAGAGACUUGAAUUCAGUGACUGCUGAAACAAGCCGAGCGAAGACGAGAUGGAUUAACAGAACGUUUGGGCCAGCUGGACCAAAGAACCCGGACAGAAGGUCGAACAGGCCCCACACGGACGGAUGUGAAACUCAAAAUAACUAUUUAAAAAUAAAAUGAAGCAAAAGGUGAAGAAAGACAGGGUCUAUUUAAAAUUCAUUGCAAUACAACAAACAUGGACGCAGAAUUUGCAAAUAAGCCGGAGCGUUUGCUUCAGGUUGCUCAGCAGAAUUUGAGCGUGUUGAGAUAUUCGACGGAGCAAGGCGUGAGAGUCGGGGCGACCUGAAACGUGCACUCGGGCUUGUUGGCAAACACACGAUCUGGACACAACCAAAAGAAAAGUGCAUGCUUUUUAACAGUGACCUAGCCCUAACAGUAUAACACAGUAUACAAAGUAAUGAUAUAUCAAAUCGCUUUUUAUAAUAAAUGAAAAAA